Molecule: messenger RNA, 4378 nt
Organism: Dromiciops gliroides (monito del monte)
Lineage: Eukaryota; Metazoa; Chordata; Mammalia; Microbiotheria; Microbiotheriidae
Product: zinc finger protein 260-like
Exons: 5
Coding region: 199-2229 (676 amino acids)
Biological process (GO): negative regulation of transcription by RNA polymerase II
Molecular function (GO): DNA-binding transcription repressor activity, RNA polymerase II-specific
Source: RefSeq, a predicted model, not a curated record
UUGGGACGCCACUUUUGCACGCGGCUCCCAGCUGGCGGGCAGUAGGUGAGUGUGAACGUGAGGAAGCGUGAGGAAGCGUGUUGCCCCCUCUCUUCCCCUGACUCGCAUCUCAAGGCCAGAGACCUGCCGCUCCAGGUGUGGAGUUCACAGUUCUCAAGAAUCUGGUCUUUGCAAAAAGGGAGAAUUCAAGAAGAGAAAAUGACUUUUGGGUUCCUCAUAGCUGAGUCCCAGAAUUUACUGACAUUUCAAGACGUGGCUGUGGAUUUCACACAGGAUGAAUGGGGGCUGCUGGAACCUGAUCAGAAGGACCUGUUCUGGGACGUGAUGCUGGAGAAUUAUGAGAACUUCAUCUCCCUUAGGUUUCCAGAUUCCAAACCAGAUGGGAUAUCUCAUUUGGAAAGAAGAGAUGCAUCCGGACAAACAGUGAGAGAAGUCCUAAGAAGCACUCACCCAGAUUUUCUAGGUGAAUAUAAUACAUUUGGAAGAAAGUGCAGUCUGGUGUCAGUCCUCGUUCCACAACAGAAAGUUCAUAUAAGAAAAUGUCUUCAUCCUUAUGAUACACUUGGAAAGAGCUUAAGUAAGUUUUCAGGCCUAACUGAACAUAAUAGAAUUUCCUUAGGGGAGAAACUUUAUAAGUAUAACCAGUGCAAAAAGCCAUUCACUUACCACUCAAACAUUAUUCAUUAUGAUAGGAUACAUACUCAAAUAAAACAGCAAAAACAUGAUGAAUUUGACAAAUCCUUCAGCAUUAAUUCAUGCCUUCCUGUAUAUCAAAGAGGUCAUACUGGAGAGAAACAAUUUGCCUAUAAUACAUGUGGCAAAGCUUAUAGCAGUAAACAAAACCUAAUUUCACGUCAAACAAUUCAUACUGGAGAGAAACCAUUUAAAUGUAAAGAAUGUGGAAAAGCUUUUGUUAAUAAUCAGAUCCUAUCUCUACAUCAAAGAAUUCAUACAGGAGAGAAACCCUUUGAAUGUAAUGAAUGUGGGAAAGCCUUCAGCCAGAAGGGCAGCCUUUAUUUACAUAAGCGGAUUCACAGUGGAGAGAAACCAUAUAUAUGUAAUGAAUGUGGAAAAGCCUUCAACAGUACUCAUAACCUAUUACAACAUCAAAGAAGUCAUACAGGAGAGAAACCAUUUGAAUGUAAUGAAUGUGGGAAAUCUUACCACAGUAAAGAAAACCUAAGUGCACACCAAACCGUUCAUACAGGAGAGAAACCACAUAAAUGCAGUGAAUGCGGGAAAGGCUUUGGUGCUAGGGCAAACCUCUAUGUCCAUAAGAAAAUUCACAGUGGAGAGAAACCCUUUGUAUGCGAUGAAUGUGGUAAAGCCUUCAAACAAAAGCAGCAACUCAAAAUACAUAAAAUAAUUCAUAGUGGAAGAAAGGCCUUUGAAUGUAAUGUAUGUGGGAAAGCCUUUGGCAGUAAACAUUAUGUAAGCCAACAUAAAAAAAUUCAUGCUGGAGACACACCCUAUAAAUGUAAUGACUGUGGAAAAGCUUUCUGCCAGAAAUCACGCCUUAAUAAACAUAAAUUAAUUCAUACUAUAGAACAACUAUUUGAAUGUAACGAAUGUGGAAAAGUCUUCACCAAUAAACACUACCUAGCCAGACAUAAAAAAAUCCAUACCGGAGAGAAACCCUUCAAAUGUAAUGAAUGUGGGAAAGGCUUCUUGCAAAAGGGAAACCUUAAAAAACAUAGUAUGAUUCAUUCAGGUGAGAAGCCCUUUGAAUGUAAUGAAUGUGGGAAAGCCUUCAGCAUUAAUAACUCCCUAAUUCAGCAUAUGAGAAUUCACACAGGAGAGAAGCCCUAUAUAUGUAGUGAAUGUGGGAAAGCAUUCUCCACCAAGUCUUGCCUUAAAGUUCAUAAGGUAGUUCACCCCGGAGAGAGACCUUUUGAAUGUAAUGAAUGUGGGAAAGGCUUCAGAUUCAUUUCAGGCUUUGUGAAACAUCAGAGAAGUCAUACUGGAGAGAAACCCUAUAAAUGUAAGGAGUGUGGGAAAACCUUCAUGCAGAGCACAUACCUUAUGCAGCAUGAGAGAAUUCAUACAGGAGAAAAACCUUAUGAAUGUAAUGAAUGUGGAAAGGCCUUCAAUCGAAAGGGAAACCUUAAUACACACAAGAGAAUUCAUACUGGAGUGAAACCAUAUUCAUGUAAUGAAUGUGGGAAACUCUUCAGGCAUAAAGGGAACCUUAAUACACAUAAGAAAAAUCAUACUGGAGAGAAACUUUGAAUGAAAAGAAAGUGGAAGGGCCUACAGUCAUAUGUUGCAGUUCAGAAUACAUAGAGGCCCUUUGAAUGUAAGGAAUUUAGGAGUACCUUGCACAGUUAAAAUACAUGGAAUUCAUACUGGGCAGAAACCCUAUGAAUAUAAUGGAGGUGGGACAGCUUGCAGGUGGAAAAGAAACCUAAAUUCACAUAAGAAAAUUUGUUCUUGAGUGAGAACUUCUUACUAACGACAAGGGAAAGGGCUUUGAAAAGGUGGCAAUGUUGAGGAAUGUGAAACAAAAGAUGAAGAGAAUCCUUUGAAUGCACAGACUAUGAAAAUGGCUUCAUGUAGAAAUACAGAACACUGCAUAUCAGAGUGUGCUCAUACUGAAGGCAAAGAGAGGCACAAGUGUGGGCAGACCUUCAGAGUGAAAACUCUUGAGGACUAGUGGAGAGAGAAACUCUUUCAAUAAUGAAUGGGAGGAAACCUUCAGGGUGAGCUCGACCUUUACUAUAUAUACACCCUUUUAAUAGCAGAAUAGAAGCCCCAUAUCAUCCUGCUUCCCCCUUUUAGACCUGCUUAUCAGUGCCCUUCCUAGAAUAUGGCACUCAUAAGUGGUGACAGUAUCCUAAGUGCAUUCUGACUACAGUAACAGGUUGCAGUACCUUGCUCGCUCUGGGUAUCAAAGACAACUUUUGGACGAGUUAGCUUUUUGGUCUGCUCUUUCAUAACAUCUGAUCCUUUUUGGCCCUGUAAUCCACUACAAUAAAUCUUCAUGGUUUGGUUUUUUUUUCAGAUGUAACUAGUGUGUAGGCCUAUCUUACCUAUAGUAUAUGUGUACAGUUGGUUUUUUUGAACCCUAGUUUAAGAUUUUAUAUUUAAUUGCUAAUAAAUUUCAUCUUACUCUCUUUGGCCCAAAUAUUUAGUUGGUUAAUAUCUUUUUGAAUCCUAACUGAUUCAUUUUGUUAGAAUCUCUCCCAAAUUUGUGUCAUCCACAAAUUUGGUAAAAAUGCUACUUGGGCCUUGAUCCAGGUCAAUAAAAGUUAAAUAGCACAGCGCCUAGUACAGAUCCCUGGAGAUUUUGUAAGUUGAUAUUAAAACCAUUGACAUCAAAUGAAAAUAAAAUUCAUUCAACACUGAAGAGCCAAGGUUACAGAUUUUGUCACUAGUCAAAGUAAUGCUUGUCACUUUGAGAGAGAAAAAUUCCUGUGAUCUCCUUUGUGUUCCUCUUUGGUAAUGCUCAACUUCCAUUAAGUGCCGGGAAAAAUUAAGUCAACAUGAUUCCUUACUGCAUGUAGCUCACAGGACUGUGGGAUGAGAGUGGGAGAUAGGACACAUACACAUGUAACAUGAAAUAUAUGAGAGAUACACACCAACUGGAAUCAUUUGUGUUCAAAUGAAGAUGGAUCACUGUUUGGUAGAGAGGACCAGGAAAGGAUUCAUGCAGGAUAUGACAUUUGAGUUGAAGCAUAAUGGAUAAGUAAGUUUUACAGACUCAUUGACCAGUCUGAAUAAAAGCAUUGAGGCAGGUCAUCAUGAGGCAAUUAUGGGUGGUUAAAGAAUCUUCUUAGUUGCCUUGCAACAUAUCACCUGUGUGAGAGCUAGCUGCAGUAUAGGGAUUGUACAUGAUAGUUUUUCAUACAUCUCCAAGAAGUGGGUCUGGCUUAUCAGCUUUAGUAGUCAUUCCCUGCUGAGAUGGGAUUCAUGCACUUAAUGGAGACUCUGCACAACAAAUACUUGUCAGCCAACACCUGUAGACCAAUCUUUCAACCAGUCUGAUAUCUAUGGGCUUACUGCAUGGUCUCCAGUUAAAAUAAGAUCAUCCAGAUGAACCAACAGCUCAAAGUAGUUCAUGAUAACAAUUAUUUUGUAUGAGCUACUACCAAAGUGACAAGACCCCCAGAUAUUAUGUGGAGUGUUCUAUCUCACUGAGCAGAUGGAACACGUCAUUUUCCUUAUCUCUCUCUACGAUGGGGAUCCAGUAAUAGCCUUGUCCAGUUACAACAUUCAGAAACAUUAAAUUGGGAAAAGUGUAAAAGAUAGUCUUUUUGUAAGUAUAAUAGUUGACUUUUUUUUAUUAAAGUAAUAAAUAUUUUUUAUUUUGUAGUUUGGGGUUCCAAUUUUUAUCCCUUUUUCCCUUCCUUCCCUCCCCUCUCCCUGAGGCGGUAAGCAA